AUGCCAGACAAGGACGCCGGAACUCCUCGAGUUUUUCUCAUUCGACAUGGUGAAACUGAAUGGACGAAAUCUGGCCAGUACACAGGAAGAAGUGAUAUUCCUCUCACGGCAGAUGGAGAGAAGCAGGUCAUCUCCUCAGCUCGUGUGGUCGUUGGACCAGGCAAGAUGAUUGAUCCCUCAAGGGUAACUCAACUGUUCAUCAGUCCUCGCCUUCGAGCUCUCCGAACGUACGAAUUGCUAUUUGACGAGCCCACAAGACACCAAUUCGAGGGGAAGGUGGAAAUAACGGAGGAUAUUCGAGAAUGGGAUUAUGGAUUGUACGAAGGAAUUCUACCGUCUCAGGCAAAGGCAGGUCGAAAAGAGCGCGGUUUGGACAGAGAAAAAUCUUGGAAUAUCUGGGUGGAUGGUUGUGAAAAAGGGGAAUCGCCUGCAGAGAUCAAAAGUCGACUUGAUGGUGUCAUUGCAAAGAUCAGAGAGAUUCAAGGGCCUUAUAUGCAUGGAGAGAAGCCUGUGGAUGUGGUGAUCAUUGCCCAUGGACAGAUUCUCAGGGCUUUUGCAAGACGGUGGCUCGGGUUUGAAGUCGGUGUGAAACUUCCCAUGAUGUUAGAGCCAGGGGCCGUCGGGGUCCUUUCUUAUGAGCACCAUAAUGUUGACGAGCCUGCAUUUAUGCUUGGGGUCAACAUGGCAGACAGGGAAGAGUAA
Messenger RNA from Hyaloscypha bicolor E, 702 nucleotides. Its product is annotated as phosphoglycerate mutase-like protein. The transcript has 2 exons. NCBI's taxonomy places the organism in Eukaryota, Fungi, Ascomycota, Leotiomycetes, Helotiales, Hyaloscyphaceae. Gene Ontology annotation, molecular function: sedoheptulose-bisphosphatase activity. Gene Ontology annotation, biological process: ribose phosphate biosynthetic process. The record is from RefSeq and is a predicted model, not a curated record. The coding region runs from base 1 to 702 and encodes 233 amino acids.